Molecule: messenger RNA, 624 nt
Organism: Chenopodium quinoa (quinoa)
Lineage: Eukaryota; Viridiplantae; Streptophyta; Magnoliopsida; Caryophyllales; Amaranthaceae
Exons: 2
Coding region: 1-624 (207 amino acids)
Source: RefSeq, a predicted model, not a curated record
AUGGACAAACUGACUGAAGAAUACACUGGAGGGGAUGUAGAAAAUGAGAGAGUUGUAAAGAGAAAGGGGAAUGAUUUUCACAUAAUGACGGUAGCGGAGGAGAGGUUGGACAAGUUCGUAGCUACAGACGAAUGGAUUGAUCUCUACCCUUGCUCUAAGGUUGAGCACUUACCUCGACGUCGCUCUGAUCAUGUACCACUAAAAAUCACCAUUCAGGCUCAGCUAUUAGUAAACCGUGGCAGAAGAAAUAGGAGGAGGAGCUUCAAAAUUGAAAAAGAAUGGCUUCGUGAUGAUGAAUGUGGAAAUAUAAUCUCCGAUGCGUGGAACUUGGACCCAAGUUGUGAUGCUAAACAAAAAAUUGCAGCAUGUUCUUCGAAACUUCGGUCAUGUAGUUCAAAAAAGUCUACUUACUUUAAAAAAGAAAUUAGUUCUCACAGGGAUUUAAUGGCUGCUCUUAUGAAUCUGCCUCCAACCGAGAGAAACAUUGCGGAGAUGAGAAAGAUUGAUUCGGAAUUAGAUGAACUCGAAGGAAGAGAGGAAGCAUACUGGGCUCAGAGAAGUCGCCAAGAUUGGCUUCGAGAGGGCGAUAAAAAUACUAAUUUCUUUCAUAAGAAGGAAAAAUAG